CUCCCAUUCGCUUGAUCCACAAAAACAGAAGAAGAAAAAAAUCGCAAGCUAGACAUGGCUAGCAGCAAGAACAAUAUCAUUGGGGCCACUGCAUCACCGAUUGUGGUCGUAGUGGCACUAACACUGCUGUCCACACUUUUGAUGAUGGAGGCAGAUGCACAGCCAUAUGAUGACUCAGCAAUGCCACAUGGCAUGGUUGGGGAUUUGCUUCCACGGGGGAGAGUACCACCCUCAGGGCCUAGCCAUCCACCACCCUUGCUGGUGUCACCACCAGACGGGGUUGGGGAUUUGCUGCCACGAGGAAGAGUACCACCCUCAGGGCCUAGCCAUCCACCACCCUUGGUGGCGUCACCACCAGACGGGGUCGGGGAUUUGCUACCACGAGGAAGAGUACCACCCUCCGGGCCAAGCCAUCCACCGCCCUUGGUGGCGACGCCACCUGACGUGGUUGGCCAUUUGCUGCCACGACAAAGAGUUCCACCCUCUGGGCCUAGCCAUCCACCGCCCUUGGUUGCCACGCCACCUAACAGGGUUGGGGAUUUGCUGCCACGAGGAAGAGUACCACCCUCUGGACCUAGCCAUCCGCCGCCCUUAGUGGCGACGCCACCUAACGGGGUUGGGGAUUUGCUGCCACGAGGAAGAGUACCACCCUCUGGGCCUAGCCAUCCACCACCCUUGGUUGCGACGCCACCUGGCAGGGUUGGGGAUUUGCUUCCACGAAGAAGAGUACCACCCUCCGGGCCUAGCCAUCCGCCUCCGUUGGUGGAAAUGUGAAACUUGUUGGUAACUGAGGGAUGAAUACACAAGGAUGAUGUGGUGUAACUUAUAAGCAAUAACUAAAUAAUAAGAGUGGCUGGGUUGUUUAUUUUUCUUGAGUU
This is a messenger RNA of Sorghum bicolor (sorghum), 878 nucleotides long. RefSeq names its product proline-rich protein 2-like. Lineage: Eukaryota; Viridiplantae; Streptophyta; Magnoliopsida; Poales; Poaceae. The record is from RefSeq and is a predicted model, not a curated record. The transcript has a single exon. The coding region runs from base 55 to 774 and encodes 239 amino acids.